Molecule: messenger RNA, 5297 nt
Organism: Megalobrama amblycephala (Wuchang bream)
Lineage: Eukaryota; Metazoa; Chordata; Actinopteri; Cypriniformes; Xenocyprididae
Gene: phactr4a
Product: phosphatase and actin regulator 4a
Exons: 14
Coding region: 445-3567 (1040 amino acids)
Biological process (GO): neural crest cell migration; actin cytoskeleton organization
Molecular function (GO): actin binding
Source: RefSeq, a predicted model, not a curated record
GUUGCAGCUGCUCUCGGGUUACACUGCACCUUCUAAUGCGUUUUGGGAAAUGAAGGUGUGUAGCAACAGAGGUAGAGACUGGCUCCGACCUCCUCUGGUCCCUCCAGAGAUUCCCUCUGUGAACUUCUGCUCUGAAAAAUCUGCCAUCGGGAAUGACUGGCAUCCUGGCCAGCUCACAUACUUCAGACAAGCUGUGUAUGUUAUUUAUGAAGUCAGGGCUGCUGAGAGGGAGGGACCUUCAGGAGUUGUUGAGCAAGCGAGCCACCAAAACAGAAGUUGUGAAGUAAGAAGGAGGGACGAACGGGCAAGCACAAACAGCUAGGAUUACAGAGCGAGAGUACCUGUUCGCCGAGAAUAGUGGAACUGUGUUUUGCCCUCCCUGCCGCGGGCCCCGUGACAGGCAGAGGACGGGGCACACGGGACUUGGGGGUACAGGGCAAGAUUAUGGGACAAGGAGCAAGUACUCAGACUUUAAACCCAAAUCAUGCCUACAUAACAGAUGAUGAAGUCGAUCAUAGUAUGCCAGAGAGUGAUGGAGCACAUCCAGGAGCAGGAACCCCUUCAGCAAAGGGCAAGGGCAAGUUCUCCAACCUGGGCAAGAUCUUCAAACCCUGGAAGUGGAGAAAGAAGAGAAGCAGUGAAAAGUUCAAGGAAACAUCAGAAGUGCUGGAGAGGAAGAUUUCGAUGAGGAAACCCAGGGAGGAGCUGAUAGAGCGAGGGUUACUGAAAGACAUCCCAGAGAAUGAGAGUAAUGACGUGAAUCAUAAAGCCCCUCCAGUAAAGAAUGGCCACACUGCUCCACUACCUGGAGAACGCAGGUCAGAUGCAGGAGUGGAAGUCAAGGCACCAUCUUCACGGCCACAGGGAGAAGAACAGAGAAAUAGCCUCGCACCUGAACCGGAGCGCCGCAACAGAGCACCUUCCGAUGUCAGUCGCAACCGUCAGCCGCUGGAUGUGGACGCUCGAACACGGUUACCGCCUGAAACAGACCGUCGCAGCCGACUAGAGUCAGACUUGGAAAAACGUGCAGGAUCAUUACCAAGAGAGAGACCAGGACAGGAGGAGGGACGAUAUCGGCGGGACGAACGAGACGAGAAAACGAACAGGGACAGAGAACGACGGGAUAGAAAAGACGACAGGGAAGUAAAGGCUGAACGUAGAGAUGAUAGAGACAGACGAGAUAGGAAGCCGGAUAAAGAGGACUGGCAUGGAAGAGGUGAGCGAGAUGAACGUGAGAAAGAGAGGAGGAAUGACAGAGAAAAGCGGGAAGAGAAAGACUGGAGAGAAAGCAAGGACAGGAAACAGCCACGAGACAGGAAAGAAGAUCACGAAAGGCGGGAUGAGCCAGAGAGGGGAGACAAUCGAGAACGAAAGGAGCUGAAUGAAAGGAAGGAAGAUAGGGAAAGAAGAGAGGAACGGGAUAGACGUGAGGAAAGAGAAAGAAAAGAUGAGAGAGAAAGGAAAGAUGUCAGGAGACCAGAACCUAUGAAACAGGUGUCUGAUGGGAAACUAAUCCGGCCUCAUUCAGAACAGGACAUGCGGCCCAUUCUUCAGAAGAGCUCGUCUGACAUCGGACUGAAGGCCCGGCCAGUAUCGGAGGCCGUCCAGAGCAGCACACUACCACGAUACUCACCUGCAGAGGAAGAAUCAAGGGCACGAACAGGAUCACUGGGUGUGCGGUUUGUUCCUGAGCCCAAACCUGUGUGUACCUCCACUAAAGAGUCACAGCCACCCCCAAAACAGGCCAUUCUCCCUCCCAAAUGGCUGAUGGCUUCUUCCUCCUCCACAGAGCUUCCUCCAGUCCCAUCCUCAUCCCCCUCCUCUUCGUCAUCAUCGUCAUCUUCAACAUCAUCCUCAUCCUCUGCUCCACCCAUUGCUAAGCCUCCUCCUCGGACUGUAUCUUUAAAUGUAGACGACUCCUCCCGCACUAAUCCCAUUCCCCCUGUAACAGCAGGAGACCGUGAAGUCCCGCCCACUGUUCCCACCCACUCCACCCCACCCACCAUUCCUGCCCACUCCACCCCGCCCAGCAUUCCUGCCCACUCCACCCAACCCGCCAUUCCUGCCCACUCCACCCAGCCCGCCAUUCCUGCCCACUCCACCCCUCCAGCCCCUACUGCCCCUAAACAGCCGCCAGUGCCCCCUCCCAAACCUGCCCAUCAUAACAGCAACACUGCACUGCAAGCGUCAACAUUACAAAGAUAUUACAAAGCUCCUCCUCCUCAGUACUGGACAAGUUGGAGACAGCAGGGAGAGUUUGGAGUCUAUCUUUCCCUGCCCACCUACCUCAGCCAAAGGGUCACUCAGCUCCGCCCAGUGGAUCCCUCUCAAGUCCCAGUUACAGUCAAGCGAUCUCCUCCCGUUCCCCCAAAGAGGAUGACUCCUGUGACCAAACGCCACUCGGACGACUCCUCGGCCAAUCAGCCUGAGCCUCCUCCCCCUGGCCCUACCUCCGUCCCAGCCCCUGCGUCUGCCCCGCCGCCUAUCCAAUCAGAUGACAGCAAAAACUCAAACUCUGACGUACUCACUCCUCCACCAACCCAUAUCCCGCCAUCCCCUCCUCACUCCCACCCAAUUCCUGAAGUCCCCCAAGUGGACCCACCCAGCCCCACCACAGAACCACCCUCCCAACCGCCCCUACCUCUGCAUAUCCGCAUCCAGAGAGCCUUGAACAGUCCAGGCCCAGUCCAGCCCAACCCGGAAGGAUCCCAGCGAGCUCACUCACUUCUCUUUGAAUUACCCCCAGACUUUCUCGCUGAGGCUCCAGGAGGGGGGCGAAACUCGCUUCCUGUCACUAUCGAACCUCUGCGUCUGCCUGAGGAUGAUGAUUUUGACAUUGAAGAAGAGCUGCAGAAGCUGCGUCCUGCCCCUCGGCCCACACGACAGCUGGAACUGGAGCCACGCAGCCGACGCGGUCUGGUGGGAGACCCACGAGUCACUGUCAUUCCUGAGGACACAGGACCUGGAAACAGUGAGGACGAGGAGGAGAGUGAUUCUGACGGACCCAUCAAUUACAGAGAUGAUGAUGAGGAAGAUGAUGAUGAGGAGGAUAUUCCCACAAGUGGUCUUGCGAGUCGUGUGAAGCGAAAGGAUACUCUGGCACUAAAGCUGGAGCGUCAGCAGGAGAAAGAGCAGUCUCAGGACCAGGACGACACCACCUGGACCAACAAAGAGCAGUGGGAAGCUCUCCGCAACAAGAUCGGCACCACCCUCACAAGGAGGUUGAGUCAGAGACCCACCGCACAAGAACUUGAGCAGAGAAAUAUCCUACUAGCCAAGAAUGAAGCGGACCGACGGGCAGAAAGGAGCGAAAUCAAGCGCAGGCUGACCAGAAAGUUGUCACAGAGGCCCACGGUAGCUGAGCUCCAGGCCAGAAAAAUCCUGCGCUUCCAUGAGUAUGUGGAGUGCACUCAUGCUCAAGACUAUGACCGACGUGCUGACAAACCCUGGACCAAACUUACACCUGCUGACAAGGCGGCCAUAAGAAAAGAGUUGAAUGAGUAUAAGAGCUCAGAAAUGGAAGUUCAUGAGGACAGCAGGAUAUACACCAGGUUUCAUCGGCCAUAAUCAGCAUCCCUGAAGAGGAAACCCUAGACAGAUAAAAGCUGCCCCUAUAACUGCAGCUAAAAGCCUCCAUCUCACUUCAGCGUCCUGUUUCCCAUGAUCCUCCAGCGUAUACUGAUGAGUACCCAGGCCAGCCGUUCAGUGCUCUAGAAUGAAAAGGAGGAGGAAGUGAUGUGGGUGUGUGCAGGAUGCUGGUACUUGAUACUUCAAACACUUUUGGGGAGCAGAAGUGCCAGCCCUCUGUAGAGUUCCCAUGAUUCCCACGGCCGGACCACUUUGGAGUAUUUCAGGGAAAAGGGGACACAGAACUGUGUGGAUUGGGGGUGUUUUAAUUGUCUUUAUGGUACACACAUUUCUGUGAUCAAGAAUAGGCAUGUGUACCCAAACGAUAAUACUUUUAUAGAAAUUAUGACACUGGUGAUAAACUGUUUUAGUGGUGAGUGAUUGUGAGAGACUGUAUGAGCGUAUGUGUGUUUAAUGAUAUAUGCUGUCCACUUAUGCCUUAACACUGGUACAGAAUUACUUUUUUUUAGCCUGACCUUAGAGUAAUACAGAAGAAAGUCAGCAUAUAACACUGUUUCUCACCCUGAACCCACACUGAUGCGUGUUGAUCUGAAAGCACAUCUUUGACAUUCUCAGGACGUCAGCACACUGUGUCACUUUCUGUGCAUUUUACUGUAAAUUACCAUAAUUUUUACUUUUUCACACACCUUCUUUAAUAUUUUUCUUCUUUUUUUAACAACACAGCACUUCGCUUUAGAUAUUUCAAGGUUAAUCCCAUAACAACUUGCAAUAUUUUACCCAGAAAUCAUAAGAAAAAGACAUUUUUGGCUUGAAGAAAAUUAAGCCACUCUAAACCACUAAGAUUUUUAGCAUUGUGAUAUUAUUUUCAUGACAUUUAGGCUUGUUUUUCCUCCCCCAAAAAUAUUCUUAUUAUAAUGUGUUGGAUUUUUUUUUUUUUUUUUUUAUCAAUGCACAUUCUCAAUGAUAAUUCUUGUUACUGUAAUAGAUUUUUUUUUUAAACUUUAUUAAAGUAAAAUACUGUUAUACAAUACUUUUUCAUACUAGCGUGCAUUAAAAUGAAUUUUAAAAAAUUCCAUACAUUACCAUAAUGAGAAUGAGAUUUUUUUUUUUCUUCCACAAUGCCAAAAAUGUUAAUGAUCUUAAGCUUAAUUUUCUUUAGGCAAAGCUUUUCUCAUUUCUAUUUUGUUUGUUUGAGGAGGGUGUUUUUUUGUUUUGUUUUGUUUUUUUGUAAUGGGGUGAAAUAUGACCUGGACAUGUUGUUGACAGAUUUCACAAGAUUCAGCUGUAGAUGAUGAUAUAGUUCAUUGUACAUUGAACAAUUUAAAACAAAAUGGUUGAUGUUACAUAAUGGAGUCUUUGAAAAAAACAAAUCUUGGUGCAUUUUUGACUGGUACAUGUCACUGCUGGUUUUAUGGUACACUUUGUUUUGUAGGCCACCAGAGGGCCUGUGCACUGUAUAGAGACAUGCUGUAGAUUGAUUGUAUAUCUCGUCUUCCUGUCAUCAAAAAUUUGUUUUAAUUGUAAUUAUAGUAUUACACUAUCCUGUUUUAUAAGGUGCAAACAGUAUGGCUACAGGUUAAGUGAUAUAAUGAUCCGAUACAGAACAGCUGUAUAGUUAAUUUUUUAUGUAAAGAUAUUUUAAAACGGUCUUUCACGUAAUACAUGUACAUUCACUUCACCAUUAAUUAAAACCUAAACUGUGAGUAUCA